GCGUUCAGUACCACGGAAAGCUCCACAGGUCCAGAUUUUCGCGUGCAAAGGUGGUAGUUGUCAAAUUCCAAUCUGGGAAUCUAGUAUAAAGGACUACAUUAUGUAUAGCUUCACCCAUGAAACCAUAAUAUCUAGGCUUCUGGAUAUACAGUAUGUAGACUAUAGGGAGACCAAAUAUUGCACUUACAUUCUCUAAAUAUUCGAUUUGGCAAUCAUAAGAUUAUAAAGAUUUUUAAAUAGUAAACAUUUUGGUGUUUGUAUAGACUGCAUAUUUUGUUAUUUGUUGUCCAAGUGGUAAGCAGUGUGCCUAGGCCUAUAACUGUCAAAGCACCAGGACAGCUAGCUGCAUCUAGAACGGAGGAAUCAGGCAGAUUGGGGUUAGAAAGCGGAUAACUGCACGAACAACAGUAUUUGAUACUGAUUGAUAUAACUACACUCACCACUCAUCAGUACAAAAGUGUGUGAAACUUCGUUUUGCAUUUCCAAGACACAGUUGAAAUUAGGCGGAGGUGAACAUUAUACGAGCUGAUAAGAGAAACGAAAGGUCUACCGAGGAGAUUAGGAGAAGAUCUUUAGAAGAGCGCGGCUGUCUCUGAAGUCGAAGCUUCUCGCGCAAUGUCGAGGAAAAAGGCUCAAAAGGGCAAAAGCGGCUGUGCGAGUCCCUCUACCGCCAAAGACAACAACAACCGAUCCGGCAAAAGUGGCCUGGUGACAGGAGUUCAGGCUAAUGGAGUGGUGCAUCCGAGCCGGGCAUCUGUCAGCAGUAGUGAAUUCUACGACGUCGCGUUUAAGGUGAUGCUGGUAGGUGACUCAGGAGUAGGGAAGACCUGUCUGCUAGUACGUUUCAAGGAUGGAGCAUUUCUGGCUGGCAGUUUUAUUUCUACUGUGGGGAUUGACUUCAGGAACAAAGUGCUCGACAUUGAUGGGGUCAAAGUCAAACUGCAGAUCUGGGAUACUGCCGGCCAGGAGCGUUUUCGCAGUGUUACACAUGCCUACUACCGAGAUGCCCAUGCAUUGCUCCUGCUGUAUGAUGUCACCAACAAAGCAUCGUUUGACAACAUUCGGGCCUGGCUGACAGAAAUCCAUGAAUAUGCUCAGCAAGAUGUGGUUCUAAUGAUCCUGGGCAGUAAGGCUGAUGCCUCUCAUGACAGAACAGUAAGAAGAGAGGAGGGUGAGAGAUUAGCUAAGGAGUUUGGGGUGCCUUUUAUGGAGACAAGUGCACGAUCUGGUCUUAACGUGGACCUUGCCUUCACUGCCAUUGCCAAAGAGCUGAAGCACAGGUCCAUGAAGGGUGAUGAUGAGCCCAAAUUUAAAUUACAUGAGUAUGUCAACAAGGAAAUGAAGACCACAGGGUGCUGCAGGACCUAAAAGCACUUGCAAGUGUGUGUGAGUGUGUGUGUGUGUGUGUGUGUUUGUGUGUUCGUGUGUGUAUGUUCGUGUCAUAAAUGCAUUUUCAUUUACCCAGCUGUGGGAUUUUCUUUUUUUUGUUUGUUUGUUUUUGUUUGUGUGUGUGAACAUAUGGGCCUCAUGAUUAUGUUUAAAUUUGUCCACCUACAUGUGUGUGUGUGUGUAGUCACCCUGAAAGCAGGGCACAUGGCAGUGUUUCCUCAGCUUUGUUUCAUCAAACCAUUUGUGGAUUUGAAGAGUUCAUUCAAAUUGUGUUCUUCAUACUGUUUCUCGAGCAAGCACAUUUCUGCUCUUUUCUAUCUGCAAAAGCACCACACACCACAUGUGGCAGAAACACACUGCAAACACAACACAAAUAUUUAUGCAGAUAGAGCACAGAGCUACAGUUAUAUUCACAUCGAUCAAGAGAAUGGGGAAAAAAGUGUGAUCUCUGUGAACCGCAAGAUGGAUUUGGUGCCAGAUGGGCUUGCUCAAAUAUUUCAGAAACAGCUGAUCUCCAGGGAUUUUCACACAGAAUAGCCUCUAGAAUUUAUAGAGAAAGGUGUGAAAAAACAGCCCAUGUGCAAAGGGUCUACAGCUAAAACACUUUGUUGAUGAAAGAACAGAGCAGAUUGGCCAGACUGGUUUGAGCUUGACCAGAAUUGUAAUAGUAAUUCAAAUAAGUAGUCUGCAACUCUGGUAAAAAGGAUCUCAUGCAUCAAACCUUCAAAGGGGAAUGGGUUAAAACAGCAGAAGACCACGGCUGAUUCCACUUCUGUUAGUUAAAGCAAGAACCUGAUGCAAUCCUGAGCACAGUCUUAGCAAAACUGGACAGUUGAAGACAGAAAAAAUUAUAUUUAUAAAACUGGUAGUUUUUUAAAAAAUCUGUGCACAGUAUAGAGACUGCUGUGUGUAAAAUUUGCAGUGCAAAUGUUUCUCAAAUACUCAAACUAGCCCUUCUUUUAAAGCCAGAGAGAUCACAUUUUCCCAUGCUGAUAAUGGAUAUGAACAAUAACUGAAGUUUGUAACCUCUGUCUGCAUGGAUGUACAGUAUGCAGUGUGCUGCUGCUUCAUGAUUGACUUAACAGAUAUCUGCUUAAAUGAGUAGGUUUUUGUGCAGGUUUUUCUGUUAAAAUGGAUGAUUGUGGUUGAGUGGAAUGAGGCAUCCUCAUUUCAAGAAAUUACAUUGUUUUUAAUAAUCUACUGAAACAACUGUUUAUUUUAAGCUGCCAGGCCACAGUUAACUGACAAUAUUUUAAACACCACAACAUCUGUUGAGCCAUUUCAGUGUAAAUAAAUUAUAAAGAAACCGUUUCUGAAUGGGCCCUCAAAUACACAAGUGCAUACACCCUUAUGCCCCACUCCUGAAAUCAUUCCAUUAAUUGCCUGACACUCUGGAUGUGAGAAAAUAAAAAAACAUAUGCGAUAUGUGAUGUUCAAAGUUAAAAUUUAAAGGUUAAUGUGUUGAAAUGUGACCAGGGGAACAUUACUUUCAGAUCUGGUUCUGCAUGACAGCCAUGUUUGGACACCAGCAUUUAAUUAAAUGGAAAGGGUUUAAUGGUUAAAUGCUCAUUUUUUGGAGCUUUGAGCACAAAAGCUACAAUAAGGAUGUUUUCUGUAGUUGUUUUUAAUAGAUCACUGUAGACAUUUUAUACUUUCAAGCUACAAUAAAGGUUUUGUUGUCUUUUUGUUUGUUUUUGUAGCUAUUAAAGUAUUAGGGGUCAGUUUUACAGUAUUUUCUUGUGAAAGAAAGUUUAAUUGUAGCUUUAAGCCUAUUUCCUCUAACCUUUAGGAAUGGAACUGCUAACUGUUAUAUAUUAUGGAUGAAAGUGGAAAGUUAUAUAUUUUGCAAUAUUUUACUUUGAGAAACAUUGUGUAUUUUCUUAUAUUCAUCGUUAGAAGUGGUGGCUCAGUGGUUUAGAUGUUGGCCUUCUGAUCAGAAGGUUGUGAGCUCCUAUAUACCAGUGUCACCAAGCUGUCACUGUUGGGCCCAUAAGCAAGGCCUGUGAAGAUUUGUAAAUAAGAUCGUUGUAAGUUGCUCUGAAUACGGGCAUCUGUAUAGAUGUUUGUUUAUUUUACAUAAUACUCAUGAUUUAUUGGAAGUCACUUUGAACUACUAUGUCAAUUAAUCUUGAUAUUAAAAAUUUAGCAAGAAAAUGACUCUACACUUUACAUUUAGCAAGGAAAAUAUUUAACUACAUAAUUUACAUAAAUGUUAGUACUUUGUCAUUUUUAAAAUCAUUCUAUUAACAAAUCAUUAAUGUAAAUCAAGUGUUAUGCAGGAUUUUCAAAAAAAUAUAUACAAAAACUAGAAAAUCACACAUUUAUCUUAUAUUUUUUGUAUGAUUUUUUGGAAUUUACAGUGCCUAUAGAAAUUCUUAACACCUUUCUGAAAUGUACACAUUUGGACUGAAAAACUUCAAAGAUGUGAAUGCAGCAACAUAACAGCCCCUUUUUGUAAUGAAAUAAAAAUAUUUUUAAUGGCUACCCUUAUUUACAUUCUCUUAUGGUAUAUGUUUGUUGAUGAUGUUGAUGAUUAUUAUUUUCCCAUAGAUGUGUUCAAUUCCUUCCUUGUUCUUACUGCUAUCUUUUUUCUGUCUGCUUGUAUAUGUAUAUAGAGCCUUGAGAGUGGCAAUUGCCUGCCAUUGUAUCAAUUUGUAUUUUUAUGGGUUUAAUGAAUCUGUGCAUGUCCUGGCAUGUUAUUUAGACAAUAUAGCACACUACUUAACUGUAUUGUUGCAGACAUGUCAAAGCAUCACUAUCUCCGCAGCGAUUAUUUGAAUUUAAGAGCACAACAGGCUUCUACAGAACCUGCGUUGAGCUUUUAAACUGGAUUAGUUUAGCUGAGAGCACUUAAAAGUACUAGAUGGAAUGAUUAUUGAAGUGAUCACGUUAUUUCCAAUUUUCAAUACAUUAAAAGGCAUUAUAUAUAUAUUUAGUAAUAACUAAUCAGAAUCAUUCUGUCUGAAAGCAGGGAGAAACAUGAUGAACCCAGAUAAUUGUUUUUACUUAGACCAGGAAGAAUGUGGUGUAUUUAUGUUCUUUUAAAAAACCUCUUAGAUUAUGUUGCUUUUUUGCAAUAGGUUACACCAAAGCUAUUUUAAAACUGUUAAAAUUCAGUUAUAGUCUUGGUUUAUAAUCUGAGUGGUGCUAGUUAUCAUGUGUUAAAAAAUUGUUUUAAUGUUAACCUAUAAUGGAAUGGAUCAGAUCAUUUCUAUGAGGUAUGAAGACUUUGUAUAGGCACUGUUUAUUGUGAUGUAAGUGAUGUGUCUACGUGAACUGUGAAGAUACAUGAAUGCAUAUUCAUAUGCACCUAAAGCUUAUUCUCAAAAGUUUGUCACUUGACAAAAUAAAGUUGUGCUGUUUACACAGUUAUGUUUUAUUAUUUCCUUUCCUUAAAAAACUUAUUUACUCUGAUCAUGGAAAGAAAAUGUAGUACUUGUACCGUUUGCUCUCUGGAUGUAACUAUAAAUUGAAUCUAAGUAAUGCCUUGUGAUCUUUUUGAGACGUUCAGCUUCUUGAUGUGCAAUAACUAUAUGUUUAAUAAAAGUGUACAUUCCAAUUGCAGGA
This is a messenger RNA of Silurus meridionalis, 4956 nucleotides long. RefSeq names its product ras-related protein Rab-26-like. The coding region runs from base 616 to 1368 and encodes 250 amino acids. The transcript is spliced from 10 exons. The record is from RefSeq and is a predicted model, not a curated record. Gene Ontology annotation, molecular function: GTPase activity; GTP binding. NCBI's taxonomy places the organism in Eukaryota, Metazoa, Chordata, Actinopteri, Siluriformes, Siluridae.